CAUGGCCGCCCCUGCCGAGCCCGGGCACUCGCCCGGCUUCAAGAAGCCGCCGGCGCUGCUGCGGCUGAAGCGCAAACGUCCCGGGCGGAGGAGCGACCCCGCCGCCGCCGCGGAAGCCGCCGCCGCCCCGGCCCCGCGGGGCUCUGCGGCCGCCCGGCGCCGCAACCCCUUCUCCAGCCUGGAUAAUGCUCCGCGGCGGGCGGCGGCCGCCCCUCAGCCUCCGGCAGCGGCCCCGGCGGGCGGGGAUCCAUCGGCAGCGCCCUUCUGGCAGUUUUUAGAGCCGGCCUGUGAGGAGAAGCCUCCCGGGAGAGCAGAGGCUGCUGAAAGUUCUGACAUCCUCGCCCUCAGCCAGGACCUUCACUCACCUCCUGCUGUACCCAAAGCUCCCUCCUCGCCAAGACAGGAAUUCCCCGCGGACUGGAGCAUCAAAACUCGGGUUCUCUUCAUGUCCUCCCAGCCCUUCAGCUGGGCGGAGCACCUGAAGGGCCAGGAGGAGGCGCAGGGGGUGGCCCAGCACUGCAGAGCGGCCGGAGCCGCGCUGCCCCCGAGCGUGCAGGAGCCGCGGCUGUGCUCGGAGCUGCGCUGCGCCUUCCAGCAGAGCCUGGUCUACUGGCUGCACCCCUCGCUGCCCUGGCUGCCGCUGUUCCCCCGCCUCGGGGCUGACAGGAGGAUGGCUGGCCAAGCCUGUCCCUGGGCACAGGACGAGGCCCUGCAGCAGGUGCUCAUGAGUGACUGGUCGGUGAGCUUCACCUCCCUGUACAACCUGCUGCGGGCGCGGCUGUGCCCGUUCUUCUACGUGUGUGCGGCGCAGUUCUCUGUGCUGUUCCGCGCCGCGGGGCUGGCGGGCAGCGCCGUGCCCACGGCCGCCCUGGCGCCCACCACGCGCGGCCUGCGCCAGGCCAUGCGCAGCGAGGGCAUAGAGUUCUCCCUGCCCCUGCUGGAGGAGAGCAGAGCCAGGAGGCAGAAGGGCUCCGAGGAGAGUUCGGAAGCAGAGAGCGCGGAGGGGCGCGGAGGGGGCAGCGGUGAGGAGGAUGCAGGGGAACGAGCUCCCAGCGAUGAUGAUGAUGAUGGAAGCUUCUCUUGGCUUGAGGAGAUGGGAGUCCAAGACAAGGUGAAGAAACCAGACACUGUUUCUAUCCAACUGCGCAAGGAGAAGCACGAGGUGCAGGUGGACCACAGGCCCGAGUCGCUGGUGCUGGUGAGAGGCAGCCACACCUUCAGGCUGCUCAAUUUCCUGAUCAGCUGCCGCAGCCUGGUGGCGGUGGCGGGGCCGCAGGCGGGGCUGCCCCCCACGCUGCUGUCCCCGGUGGCUUUCCGGGGCGGGACCAUGCAGACGCUCAAGGCUCGCACUGCCAGCGGCCGCGCCCGGGUGCCGGGGGGCUUUGAGGACGCCUUCAGCCUGGAGCUGCUGGGGCCGGUGCUGCCGCACGCCCUGCACGCCCUGACGCUGCUGCUGGGCCCGGCGCAGCGCGGCUCCUUCCGCGCCCUGCUCAGCCCCCACGAGCCCAGCGCCGCCUUCAACACCCGCCCGGCCCCGCCCCAGGAGGAUGUGCAGCAGGACCUGCCUGCCUGCGGGCUGCAUCCCAAGACUCUGGAGCAGCUGAGCCAGUGUCCGACUCUGGGAAAAUCCUCCCUCCGCCUGCUGGAGAUGAAGGAUUACGCCUACACGUGGAAGGCCUAGGAAUGCUGCUGCUCCUGGAGCAGGACACUCCCUCGCAGGGCUGCAGGUGCUGGGCUUGGGGCAGGGCAGGAGGGACAGCCCACAGAGCUGCUGCACAGGAACACUUCCAAGGCCUUUGAAGGAAAGGAGGGGAAAGGCCUUGGACAUCUUUUUUAUUGUAGAAAGUGUUUUUUUAAAUAAAACGUGGUUUUAUUGGU
Messenger RNA from Passer domesticus (house sparrow), 1878 nucleotides. It is a transcript of the gene DONSON, whose product is annotated as DNA replication fork stabilization factor DONSON. Bases 2 to 1681 code for a protein of 559 amino acids. Gene Ontology annotation, biological process: nuclear DNA replication. The record is from RefSeq and is a predicted model, not a curated record. NCBI's taxonomy places the organism in Eukaryota, Metazoa, Chordata, Aves, Passeriformes, Passeridae. Gene Ontology annotation, cellular component: nucleus. The transcript is spliced from 10 exons.